AUGAGGGAAUUGUAUAACAAUUUGACAGGCGACCAUAAUAGAUAUAUUAGACCAACAGACGAUCAAAGUCUCGCGACAACAAUUGCAACAUCAUUUCAUAUCGUAACAUUACAGGAAAUUAAUGAGGUCAAAGGAACGGUUUCUAUCACUGGAUAUUUUGAUCUAAAAUGGAAGGAUGUAAGUUUACAAUGGAAUCCAUGCACUUACGGAAAUAUCACACCAAUGGUUUUACCUCUUGACCUUGUAUGGACUCCUCCUAUAUUGGCGGCAAAUUCAGGGGAGAAAAUAAAGUACAUUCGUAUGAAAGGCUCUAGUGUCAGAAUUGAACAUACGGGUACUGUAAUCUGGACGCCAGGAUCACGGUUUGUUUUCACGUGUUCAAUUAAUAGUGUGAAUUUCCCAUUUGAUCAACAUGAAUGCAUGUUAGAAAUUGUCGCAUGGGGUUAUAGUAAUUCCGAAAUAGUGUUUAAUUCGACAUUUAGUGAGGUGAUGACGUCAUUUUAUAGUUCAAACAGUGAAUGGGAAUUAACAAAAACGAAAGCUCUAAAUCGCUAUCUUGAAGAUGGAGUUCCUGAAAUCGUUUUUAUUUUAUAUUUCAAGCGUAGACCGGUAUUCUAUGUCUUUAACCUCAUUCUUCCUGCUUCUUUAAUGGCGUUGUUGAAUACACUUGUGUUUAUUUUACCACAGGAGUCUGGAGAAAGGAUAAGUUUUUCAAUAACACUAUUAUUGUCUGGGAUUGUAUUUCUUACUAUAACACAAAAUCUAUUACCAGCCAUUGCAUUACCAAGUCUUGCUAACGUUUGUGUGUUUCUGGUUGGAAAUAUGAUCAUGAGUGGUUUUGUCAUUUUUUCAGUAAUAAUAAGCUCGUGGUUAUAUUACAAAAAAGAACAGGGCAUUCCAGUAUGGGUUGAAAAGUUAGAACUAUUUAUGAGGUCCCCGUGUUAUAAUCAUAGAACAUCUGUUCCUGUCACGUGGACACGGAUUGCUGCAUUAUGGGACACGAUAUCGUUUUGUUUUUAUUUUAUGUUUUAUAUAGUGUGGAAUAUUCAUUGUAUUACUAGUUUAUGUCAAACGUAAAACUUAUGGAUUUUCAU
This is a messenger RNA of Mytilus trossulus (common blue mussel), 1094 nucleotides long. RefSeq names its product acetylcholine receptor subunit alpha-like. Gene Ontology annotation, molecular function: transmitter-gated monoatomic ion channel activity involved in regulation of postsynaptic membrane potential; excitatory extracellular ligand-gated monoatomic ion channel activity; transmembrane signaling receptor activity. Gene Ontology annotation, cellular component: neuron projection; synapse; plasma membrane. Gene Ontology annotation, biological process: chemical synaptic transmission; signal transduction; regulation of membrane potential. The coding region runs from base 1 to 1077 and encodes 358 amino acids. Lineage: Eukaryota; Metazoa; Mollusca; Bivalvia; Mytilida; Mytilidae. The record is from RefSeq and is a predicted model, not a curated record. The transcript has a single exon.